Messenger RNA from Drosophila santomea, 1035 nucleotides. RefSeq lists its product as uncharacterized. The transcript is spliced from 2 exons. The record is from RefSeq and is a predicted model, not a curated record. Bases 178 to 534 code for a protein of 118 amino acids. NCBI's taxonomy places the organism in Eukaryota, Metazoa, Arthropoda, Insecta, Diptera, Drosophilidae.
AGAUUUUCGGUAUAAUCCCAAUACUCUACCGCGGUCGCUCUACACCAUUUUUGAAAUCAACGUUCGUUGGCAAGUGCGCGUCGUUUUCCGCAUUUCUUAUUCGCAAAUUUAUAGCCUGACUGCUUCGAGUGAAGCCGCGUUCCGAAGUCUUUCCAAGCCACUGAAACCACAACCAGCAUGACAUCCACCGAGCUGAAAAUCGGCCUGACCACCAGUGCCCGUCCCUCCAGCCGAGUGCUAAAGCCUCCAGGCGGCGGACACACCAAUAUCUUCUCGGAGCCCGACGUGGCUGUUCCCGCCCCUCGUGCCAAGUACAACCAACAAAACUCCUCAAACCUCAACGCCUGCAUGGGCUCCACGGAUCCCAAUAAGGUGGUGGAGAAAAUUCGCGAAGAGGUCUCCACCCAGAAGGAGGAGGCCAAGUCCGCCCCACCCAGCCAGCCCAAGGAGCCGGCGAACAAAGCAGCGGCCACGAAUGGAGAGGCUCGCGGUCGAGUUCCACCCGGCGGGUUCUCGUCGGGCGGAUUCUGGUAGGGGGAGUGUGCCCGGAUGCAGAAGCAGCUGACAAGCAUUUGAUGACUCACCAUCACAUCCUCAGACCGACAAGAAUCAUAAACCUAUAAAUAUAACUCGCUUAUAACAUACGUAUACACCUACAUUUAGAGGCGCAUUACCUACCUAUACUAACAUGCUGAUCAGCCGAAGAAGAAAGAAAUCUGAUUAUAUUUUGCAAAGCAGCACUCCAAGUCGUUCUUCCUUUCAUCGUUUCAUUUUCAUGUCCCACAUUUGUUCUAUUGUCUAAGUAAAAGGUAUAACAUGUCUAACGAAAUUGUUGAAAUUAAGUAAAUCGUGAUUCCGCCCCACAAAUAUGGAUGAUAUGGAUUGACUUUAAUAAAAUCUACCACCUACUAAGCCUAAUUUAGCAUUUGUACUUAAAGUGUCCAAGCGAAACUUCUUAUAGUCUGUACAAUUUGUCCAAACGAAUACCAUAAUAACCAUCGAUGUAUUACUCCAAAUAAAACAUUUAAUUAUAAA